AUGCUACCUGCGACGACAGAUGAUAGCCUCCUGGACAACCUACCGGCUGCAGACCUGCUGCGUUAUUCUCGGACAUGUAGAGACACCUAUGCGGCCGUUUCUUCUUACAUUCGACGGACGUUUCGUAUAGAAUGCGUAUUAGGGAGAUACUUCUCGCCAGAGGAGAUCCUUCACUUCCGCCACCUUCAAGCAGCAACGGGGAUGAUCAUCUCAGGAUCUACUGCGCUUCAGUUCUUCGACCGCUCUUUUUAUCCGGACUCGGAUCUGGAUAUAUAUGUUGAUCAUCCCAAGAGGAAGACUAUUGCUCUGUGGUUGGCUGGUAUUGGGUACGAGUAUGACCCGAAGCAGGGGCUUGACACGCUGGACGCCGCGUUGAAUCAUCAACCGUGGUGGGACGAAGAGAAGUUCUCGGACAGCCACUUCCUGGAAGCAACGCCGAAGGGGUAUUUUGGUGCGGUCCAUGUCUUCAAUUUCAAGAAAUCUGGUCAGAAGAUCCAACUCAUCACGGCGAACCUUGCACCGAUGGAUAUGAUUCUCAACUUCCAUUCAACAUGCGUCAUGAAUGUAAUCACGCACGAAAAAGCAUACAGUCUCUACCCGCGAGGAACGUUUAACGAACGACGGACCCUGCUCUACCUCCCCGAAGAGCCGAGACAAGCUAGUGCCCACGCGAAGUACGCGGCACGAGGCUGGGAGCUGGUUCCUACAAUCACCGAUGAGGAGUUCGACGACCCAAGUUUCGCGUUCGCACACGGGAAUCGGUACUUGGGUGAUGCAAAGUGCUGGACCAUACCCAUCCUUCCCAAGCUUGACCUCCCGGAAAGCCGAAUCGAGGCUCAUACAUGGGCGUUGCUGUACGACACCGAUCUAGAGCCGCAGAUGUCGUUCAUGAUAUUCAGGUCGCCAAAGCUGCAGCACAAUUAUCUUGUCGUGGAUGGUGUGCUGAGGAAGCACUUGCGGAAGGUAUUUCGCCCGAACCGUCGUAAGACCAAAGAGAUUGAUGCCGACGCCGAACUCCAUCAGAUAGUGAAGGGUUAUCUUCAGUCUCAAGGACUGUAG
Molecule: messenger RNA, 1059 nt
Organism: Cyclocybe aegerita
Lineage: Eukaryota; Fungi; Basidiomycota; Agaricomycetes; Agaricales; Hemipholiotaceae
Source: the annotation of a GenBank genome assembly